Molecule: messenger RNA, 1368 nt
Organism: Helobdella robusta
Lineage: Eukaryota; Metazoa; Annelida; Clitellata; Rhynchobdellida; Glossiphoniidae
Exons: 7
Biological process (GO): nervous system process; chemical synaptic transmission; monoatomic ion transmembrane transport
Cellular component (GO): postsynaptic membrane; synapse; neuron projection
Molecular function (GO): acetylcholine-gated monoatomic cation-selective channel activity; transmembrane signaling receptor activity
Source: RefSeq, a predicted model, not a curated record
GAGAAGUUGUUGAUCUACUUGUUCCACAACUACGACCCAGUAGCCAGGGCGGUCCUUGAUAACUCCAAACCCGUCAACGUCACCAUCAACUUUCUGCUGCUCAGAAUCCAUGGAUUGGACGAAAGAAGCCAAGUUCUGACCACAACAGGUCUGGUCAUAGCGGAAUGGUACGAUGAAAGACUAACAUGGGACCCGCAAUUAUUCGGAAAUCUAAGCGAGAUCAUCAUCAAAGCUGACAAAAUUUGGUUACCAGAAUUGGCUGUAAUGAACGGGUCAGUGCAAAUGUUUAGUCAUGUGUGUCGGAUUCGAAUCCUGCUGCAGUACGACGGCAAGUUGCACUGGGAGCCUGGUGGCAUCUUCAAGACGACGUGUGACAUCGACAUUGCCUUCUUCCCAUUUGACGCCCAGCACUGCCCACUGGUCAUCGGCGCCUACUCCUACUACAGCAACAGGAUGAACAUCACCAACGCGUCCAACGUCGUCUCCUCGCACAACUUCCGAGUGAAUGGCGAGUGGCAGGUUUACGACACGGAAGCAAACUGGAACAUCACCAAAUUGGAUGGAUCACUUGACGACUGGCUAGGAUAUUCGCACGUUGUUUUCACGCUGCAUUUAAAAAGAAGGUACAAGUUCUACAUCAUGAACAUUGUCCUUCCGUGCGUCAUGCUCUCCGUUCUCAUCAUGAUCGAUUUCUGUUUGCCUCCAGAAGCUGGAGAGAAGAUAGCCUUGGGCAUCUCAGUCCUGCUGGCAUUCACUGUCUUCCUGCUCAUGAUCGCUGAUAACAUUCCGAGGACAUCAUCGGCCAUUCCUCUCAUCGUGACCUACCUGAUGUCGACCAUGUCACUUGGCACCAUCUCCAUCUGCAUGACGGUCCUCAUACUGAACAUGCACCACAGGGGUCUCAGAGGUUACGGAGUACCUUACUGGCUGGGAAAGAUUUGCUUUAGUUAUAUCGCUAAAUUCGUUUUCAUCGAGACACCAUAUUGCGAUUGGCCUUACUACACGACAAAUCGAUAUAAACCCCAAGAGAAAAGAUUGAAAAUUUCAAGAAAUAAUUCGAAAAAUUACGAAGUUGAAGGUUUCGACAAAAAAAUUAACACUUCUGAAAGGAACAACAAAUUGAUGGAGAGCAAAUUUCGAAACAGAAAAACAUGCCGAGAUUUGCUUAACGAAGAGAUGAAAUUUCAAAGCAAACAACCUAUGCCCUUGGAGAGUGUUUCUUUCAUCAAAGAAUGGCGGGAGCUAGCGAGGGUACUCGAUAGAUUUUUCUUCUGGAUACUUUUUAGUUUGAUGGCAUUCUCUUCCUUUUUGAUACUACUGUUCCCGAAGUACACAGGUAAUGAGGUCAAUCUACACGACUCCAUGUGA